AUGAUUUCACCCAAACAUAACUACAUAGAAGAAGACUUGGGAGCUUUAGAUUUUAAUGGGAUACUUUUACGUCCUUGUGAUGGUUGUGCAUUAAGGAAAGUACGUUGUAAUCGCCAGAAACCUUGUUCGCAAUGUAUUAAGCACAAUGUCUCCUGUACUAGCAAGAGAAUCAAGAAGAAAUGUGGGCCGAAACAAAUUCAUAAGAAGACAAAGGAGACGAUUCAGCGGUUAAAUUUGGAGAAUGGUGUAGAACCGGGGCUUCAGGCUACAGCGACCAAAACAUCAGAUACUAAAAUAUUCACGGUAGAUAAAUUAUUACCAUAUCUUCAGAUUUAUCAGACUUGGUAUUACGGCGCAUGGCCGGUAUUAUCAGUUGCACACAUGGUGGCUAAAAUGGUUCAAGACGAGGGCAAAGAUCAAUCAGAAAUGAAUACAGAAAUUGAUGCGGCAUAUGUAUUGGCUUGUUCUGUGUGUGCUGAUAUUGCUACUCAACUAACGUUUUUAUCGGAUACUCUUCAUGUUAGAGACCUACCUACAGGAGUAGAAGCUAAAGACUUUGCGGAUGAAGCAUUGAGAAUCCGCUCUCGUAUUAAUUACAGGCUCAACCCCAACAUAGACACGCUUCUAUCGUCCUUUUUUCUUUACGAUUACUACGUGAAUGUUAAGGAUUAUAAAUCUGUUGCUAUUACGUACUUGAGGGAGACUUUGACGUUUGCACAAAUUCUCGGACUCCAUAACCCUAAAACAUACUUCAACCAGACUCCAGCUACUGUUCAUAGGAUGAAAAAGAUCUACUACAUGUUAAUGAUAACAGAGAGGUUUUUAUGUAUUGAGGAAAAUAUCCCUGUUCUACUCACUCCAUCUAUUCCGUUUCCCGCGUUGGAAGAUGAAGAGUAUCCAGAAAUCCUAAGUGGUUUUACAGAACUUGUUAGAAUAUUUUCCAUACCUGAUAAAUCCUUUUUUGACAAAUUAGCAGAAGAAAGCUCAAACUCGUCAAAUCUCAAGCUAUUUCAAAAAUCUUUAUUUCAAUUAAGCAACCCACCAACUCAAAAUUGGAUAGUAAAUGUACAGAAUAAUUUACAAAAUGUAUCUAUUUCUCCGUUGAUUCCAGAUACCCAAAAAUUGAAUAUUAUACUAUCGCAGCAUUGGAUGAGAGCUUUAGGCUGGCACAUAGCUAAUCAAAAUGAACUUUUAAUUAGGGACUCAGAUGAGAAUCACUGUCUAAACCCUCAAUUCCCAUUACGUAUUGCUAAAGAUUUUUUAAAGUCAACUGAGAAUUUGUCCCUGUUUGCAUUUGAGUCAAAUGGAUCUGGCGUCUGUGUUAAAUUACUCGAAAUUGCCAAUGCAUUAGCAGACUCUGUUUCGGAUUCAACAGUCUAUAAAUAUGACGCUUAUAAUUCCUAUGAUGCAUUAGGGGCAAUAUUUCAAUUGGUGGGAAAAUUCAAGAGGGAUAUUUUAUUGCCAGUCGAUUUAUACAAUAAGAUCGAUACAAUUAUAAGUGAUAAAACUAUAGCAAAAUUCCCGGCAGCUUACAUAACUGAGGUUGAUGAUGAAGCUUCUUCUAGAAUAGCAUCGUCCAAUAGUAGUAAUGAGAAUAAUAGCAGUGAUAAUGUUAGUGAAAUUGUUAAUGAUCUACCUCAGACGAACAACGCAACCAAUAAGCUAUUUUCUCCUUACACACAAAUGACUAUGGGAAUUGGGUUAUCUCCAGGUACCAUACUUCCGACGUUAAGUUCCUCGAAUCUUGCAGCUUUACAAUUACAAUAUCAUCAACAACCAAAUAAUAUACCUUUCUAUGAUCAACAUCAAGAACAUAAGCAACAGGAGACUCACCAUUAUGAAUUGCCUUUAUUAGAUUUAGAUAGAAACGUUAUGUCCGGAUCAAACGUUUAUGUGAAAGACCCAAAAAUAAGAUUUGACUCAGGAAUUGAUUUUGAUGAUCUAUAUAAUCUAUAA
This is a messenger RNA of Debaryomyces hansenii CBS767, 1956 nucleotides long. RefSeq names its product transcription factor (gene SUC1). Gene Ontology annotation, molecular function: DNA-binding transcription factor activity, RNA polymerase II-specific; zinc ion binding; DNA binding. Lineage: Eukaryota; Fungi; Ascomycota; Pichiomycetes; Serinales; Debaryomycetaceae. Gene Ontology annotation, biological process: DNA-templated transcription; regulation of DNA-templated transcription. The record is from RefSeq and is a predicted model, not a curated record. The transcript has a single exon. Bases 1 to 1956 code for a protein of 651 amino acids.